Messenger RNA from Myripristis murdjan (pinecone soldierfish), 3237 nucleotides. It is a transcript of the gene gramd2aa, whose product is annotated as GRAM domain containing 2Aa. Bases 149 to 1468 code for a protein of 439 amino acids. Gene Ontology annotation, biological process: regulation of store-operated calcium entry. NCBI's taxonomy places the organism in Eukaryota, Metazoa, Chordata, Actinopteri, Holocentriformes, Holocentridae. The record is from RefSeq and is a predicted model, not a curated record. The transcript is spliced from 12 exons. Gene Ontology annotation, molecular function: phosphatidylinositol-4,5-bisphosphate binding. Gene Ontology annotation, cellular component: endoplasmic reticulum membrane; organelle membrane contact site.
CGGCAAUGUGCUGAGCCAAUGGCUUUUCCAGAGAGCAGCUGGCUGGCAUCAGGACAGGGCGUUCGGUGGAAGGAUACCUUGAGGAAGGCUCUUCUGUGCUCGCUCCAGGACGUUGAGGGUAAACAGGGCUGACUUCCAGGAGGUGUUCAUGGGAUGCACUAUCUACGCAGCCAGCCCUGAGGCCCUGCCUGCCGACGAGGCCCCAGGCCGGGACAGAUACUGCCAGCUCUUCCAUCACCGCCACCCCCAUGGUACCUGUAGCCAGAGGAUAGCAGCCACCAGAGCCAGGGCCCGGACCAUGACUGAGCAGCAGGAGCAGAUCGAGGAGACUGGUCUGGUCUCAGCGCAGGACCUGGACCCCUCUAAGGACGACGACACACAUGGCCACUUCAGGUUUCAUCUGAUUGAGGACCUGUCCUAUGAAGAUGUGAAAAAAUGCUACCGGGGUUCGUGUGUGUCUUGCAGCGGCUUGCUCCAGGCCUUGGAUGUGCGCGAGUGUGUGUGUGUAUACGGUGCCAACGUGCUGAGCCUGGUGCCGAGCUCGCGUCCUCUGAGGGAGAGGGUGGUGUCUGCGGCACGCCGAGCCGGAGGCGCUGGUGGUGUUGGUGGUGCUGCUGGGGCUGUGCAGGCAGGCCGCUCAGCCAAGGAGCUGCUCAUGACUCUGCCCUGUCCCUCUGCACAGACUGUCAGCAAGUACAACUCCCAAUACCACAAACUCUUCCAGUGCGUGCCCAAGGAUGAGAUCCUCAUGAAAGUGUACUCCUGUGCUCUUCUCAGAGACAUCCUCCUUCAAGGCCGGCUCUACAUUUCCAGACACUGGCUAUGUUUUUAUGCCAACCUCUUUGGCAAAGACAUCAAGGUUGCGAUCCCUGUUGUCUCUGUGAGGCUGGUGAAGAAGCACAAAACUGCCGGCCUGGUGCCCAACGGCUUGGCCAUCACCACAGACACGGGGCAGAAGUAUGUAUUCGUAUCUCUGCUAUCAAGAGACAGUGUAUAUGAUGUACUGCGGAGGAUCUGCACACACCUGCAGGUCAAUGGGAAGAGUCUGAGCCUGAAACAGUUCAUGGAGGAGCCCACCUUAUCCCUGGAUGAGUUCCCGGCUCCAGAUGAGUUCCCAGUGGUUGAUGAGUUUCCGUCAGUGUUGAAGUGGAGAAGGAAACCCUCAGUAGUGUCUGUGUCCUCCUCCCUUCCUGACCUCCUGGGGAACUCUGCCAGCAACCUGAGCGCUGUGGAGGCACCCUUCCAGACGGAGCAGCCACUGGAAGAGCGGACUCUGCAGAAAGAGAGGGGCCUUUUAUUGGAGCCAGUAGCAGAGCUGGGCCAGAUGGAGUACCAGCUGCUCAAGUUCUUCACCCUGCUGAUUAUCCUCCUCAUCCUGUCGUCUUGCUACCUGGCGUUCCGUGUGUGUAGUCUGGAGCAGCAGCUGUCCUUCCUCAGUAACCCCACUCUCCCCCUGCGAGACAGGUAGCCACUGCUUCCCGCUGUGACCCAUCCCAUGGCUGCUGUUUACUCGUCCCAUCCUCGGGGUUGAUGUUGCCCUCCUGCACAGAUCCCAGACCAGCUUAGAGCCCAGAUCAGAUCAACCCAACACCAGCCACCAUAGAUGAUGAAGCAACACCGACUCCAAACCAGGCGUUAUAGGAAACUUGCCACUUUUGGAUACAUUCCUAUUUGUGAUCACUUCCAGACUAUGCAAACAGGCUGUCUAUUUAUUUCUGAUUACACAGUAGGUUUUACAGUAGGUUGUGACUGUCUACCAUGGGCUGCCCCUUUCACUGCUGUUUUGCUUUUAGCUGAAAGACUUUGCAGUUUAUAGAGAUCCCAAAACAAUCAGCAGAUCACAGGUGAGAGUCCUUUGCACGGCACCAACAAAGCUUAGGACUGGAUGUGAAGAUUAGAGGAGAGAUGGUAUUUGUAUUUUGGAGGAUGGAAAUGGUUAGGCAAGAUGUAAUUAGUUGGAAAGCCUGAUUGUGAAGAGUGGGAGCAGCAGUCAUUUAUUCAUAAACUCCCUGGCUAUCCAAUUUUCAGCAAAUGUAUGUUUUUCUCAUGACAGUCUACUGUACGAGCCGAAUGGGGACUUUGUGACAAACUGUCAAAGUUAAAUUUCUCUUCCUACAGCUCCCAGUAGGAUGGCUUAAAAUAGCUGCUACAAAGCACUUUUGAAAACACGUCCAUUGUUUCAAAUGUAUGUAAUUAUUUUGGGAGUUUAGAUUAUUAUUUUUGCUUCAUGAUAGGUACUCAUUUGUCAUUGUUGAAGGCGUUUAUGGAAGGCAGAGACCUUUUGACACUUGACUCAGAUGAUGAAGUUACCUUUUAUUUAACUGUGACGUAAUGAUAACAUCACCACUGGAUGUUUACUAUGGUGUAAAUGAGAUUGUGAGAUCUGUUGAGAGAGAUGUAUAUUUUAUUAUAAAAUGUCUAAUUUUUGUUUUUAGUUAUGCUAAUCUGCCACUUUAUCAUGUCAGUGUCCAAUUAGUUUUUCCUUUUCCACAUUUCAGAAGCCACCAAAGACUGAAAAUAACGCAUUGCAGCUCUGAGUAUAAAUGACGUAUAUCUAUGGUUUUAUUGAAAGCAUUUGACAGACAUAAGUGAAACGUACUCGUAGACUAGUUUGUGACAUUGGCAUGUAUUAAACUGAAAUAUAGAUAAACAUAAGACAUUAAUGUAGUUUUUGGUUCCAUCUGUUUUUGGUCAUGUUCGGUGUGACGACACCUCAUACUGACACCAGUCAUGAAAAAGGAGUUGUAAGCAGGAUCACCAUGCAAAAGCUUUUCCGAGUAGAAACUGCAAAAAUAAAACAUAUGCACUAUAGUGAAACUGUAAAACUGGAGAGAAAACGUAGGAACAUAGUACCACUGUAUGGAGUCUUGGCUGAAUUCCAGUGAAAUUGGUGUUUAUCCACAUGUCAAACUCUGAUUUUAGGAACAUAUCACCUCUGUCUCUGUGAAAACCUUGUACCUCCAAAAUGUCAGGAGUUCGCAAAAACAGCUUUGUUACAGCUUGAUGACAGUGUUCUUUUGCGUUUUAUCCCGUUGGAUUUGAAGCAGUUUCAACAAACUCAAGUGGUUGGACAAUUUUCCCAACCCGUACAGGAGGCAGUAAUCCUUCAGCUGAAGUGAAAGCACCACCGACAAGGUUUUCACACGACAACAGCAGUAUUCAGCGAGUCAUCACAACUGUAUGGCAUGCGGAAAAUGACUGUUUCUAAUAAACAGACUAAAUAGUGUGUGUUUACCA